UCCAGCCGCCGGGGAAUUAGCUCACGGUUGGCAUGGCCUCCUUUGCGGCAGCCGCUGUGGGCCCGAGUGAGCCAGGAGCGUGUUUGAGCAGCAGACCUCCUGUGCCGUGUAGGUACCCACCCAUGCGCUGGGCCUCCCACCAGCAGCAGCUGCUCGCCGCCUGCCCUUCCCCGUGAGGAGGUAGCUCAGUCCCACUUCCCUGCCAGUCUCUGAUCCGCCUGUGCCUCCAGGACUGACAGAUCUUCUUGGCAAAUCUGCCCCCCAAAGAUUCCUGCUCCCGCUUGUCUAUUCCUGCCUUUUGUCAAGCAUGGCAGCCACAGGACUCCGGGAAGAAUCUUAAAUCCUGAACCCCCACAGCUCCGUGGGGCCCAUCCACGGUCCCUCUGGCUUCGGCAGCUGCUCACUUCCUAGCGAUGCCCUCAGGAGCCUUGACCCCAGCUGGAUGAGAUCAUUCCAGAGUGGGACCCAGCCUUGCCACCUACCAAGAUUUCCACAGCACCCUCUCCCCACCACCACACAUGUCUGGCUCCCCCAGCAGACUCUAGAAUGGCUGUGCCCCAGAUCCAAGUAGAAGAGGUGGUAGGUGGUGAAGAAGAGCCUGGAGCCACCCUGCCUCCCGACGACCAUCUCAGGAGCCUGAAGGCCCUCACGGAGAAACUGAGGCUGGAGACCCGAAGGCCCUCCUACUUGGAAUGGCAAGCCAGGCUGGAGGAGCAGACGUGGCCCUUUCCGAGGCCAGCGGCUGAGCAGGGGGAGUGUGGGGAGAAGGAGCCCUCAUCCCCCAGGAAUGAGCCCAGGCAGCAAGCCCCACCUAACGGGAGUGCCAGCCGGGCCCCUGGGCCCCAGCCCACUGGCAAGCUGGAAGGCUUUGAAAGUAUUGACGAAGCGAUAGCCUGGCUCAGGAAGGAACUGAUGGAGAUGCGGCUGCAAGACCAGCAGCUGGCCAGACAGCUCAUGCGCCUGCGCAGUGACAUCAACAAGCUGAAGAUCGAGCAGACCUGCGACCUGCACAGGAGGAUGCUCAACGAUGCCACCUAUGAGCUGGAGGAACGGGACGAGCUGUCUGAUCUCUUCUGUGACUCCCCACUCGCCUCCUCCUUCAGUCUCUCCACGCCACUCAAGCUCAUUGGAGUCACCAAGAUGAACAUCAACUCCCGGAGGUUCUCUCUGUGCUGAGAAGCCCUAGAAGGGGGCAAAGGACCCAGAAGAGAGUGUUCAGGAGGUCAAGUACAGAAGUUAAGGAUCUGAUUUUAAAAGGUUUCUCCCUAACAACAAGCAUGGCGAUCAGCAAGGUGAGGACUAAGACCUCAACAGGGUAGGAAAGUGAACCUGGUAGAAUCCCACAUGGCAUGUGUUUUCCCACCAGUGUUGGGGGAGGGGUGGCUUUUGACAUCAUCUGGUCAUGCCUUCUUGUUCAUAAAGGAGUAGGGGUGAAGCCAGGGAGGGAGGAUGACUUCCUCCAGGUCAUGCAGCUCUUUAGUGGCUAUAGAAUAUCGACAGGUUUAAUCACCAUUACUAAUGCCUAGACAGAUCAUUUAUUAAUGAACUUAAACCCCAAAGAUGGUCCUGAUGCUUUGCCAAACCCACAAACUGCCAACCCCUCUACUCGCCACUUCCUUCAGCCUUCACACAUAGCUCUCACUUUGCAAUUCAGAAUAUUUGGGUCAAACUCAGAGCAAUGGCUGAAAAGUGGACCCACAGAAAACAUAUUACCAAUCACAUUUCCAUAGUCAAAGCAAAGUGUUCUUUCAUGCCUCAUCUUCCUGUAUAGUCUCAUUGGGGCCCAUGCACAUUUACACAUAUGUGUGCGUACGUGCGUGUAUACACACAUACACACCCUGACCCACAUGAGGAAGGUUGUUUUCCUUUUGUGGACAGGCAGUGAGAGGAUGUAAAUGGUCCUUACUUGGGAAAAAACUUGGUCUCUUGUGAUUUCAAAGGGCCAGAGGAUUUACACUUCCUUCGAAGAAGGUAUAUCACCAUAGCUAAGAUUUCUUUUCAGCCUGACUCUCUGAGCAGUGACUGAAGUCUGAGGCCCAGAGGAUUGGUCCACAGAAAAGACCUCAGUGGAAUGCCAGACCCUUUAGACCAGCUCCCCUCAGGCAGGAAAGGAGGGAGAUUUUCUCUACCCCUUGCUGUGUCUCCUCAGGGAUUAUGUACGUGCACUGCCAAGUCCUACAGUGGCAUCCCUCCCAGGCUUCUCUGAAACAAGUCCUUGAGGCCGGGUAGUGGGCUGGCCCGCACACACUCACCACUGGGGAGAGGCACACAGGUACACAUCCUCAAAACCAUGCAGAAAGGCCCAUUCCAUAUUCUGAAAAUAAUGCCAAAUUGCUUUUUUCUUUCUAGAAGUCAGUCAUGACAGUAAUUGAAAAAAUUGGAUUUGACUAAAGCAGAGUGAUUUUGUUGAUUUUGUCAACCCAAUUGGUUGGCAUCAACUGGGCAAUUUAGUGGUUAACCUAAUGGUCCCUUCCUUUCUUUCUUCUCUGAGAGGAAACUGAGAUCAAGGCACACUUUUCUGAAUAGGUCUCAGCCCUUUUGUUUAGUUCACAGCAAGAGAAUUUUAUUUUGGGAUAAGAACACAGGAGAAAGAGGAAGGAACCAGGGAGGAAAGUGGAGGGGGAGAGACCAGGUAUGUCUCCUUACUCAUCAUCCAGUGUCUGUUAGCUCUCUUAUUCUCACAGGGAACACAAAUAACUAAUCAAGUCAGUUCGGUUUUGUGAAGAGCCUGCCUUGUGGGGUAAGAGGUGUCUGUGAAUCAGCUGCAGCCUCACCUGCGUCGCCAGCACCCUAAGGCAUUGCUCUGGCUUACCCUGUGUGUACAAUAUUGUUUGCAGUUUAAUUCAUUAUCUGCCCAUCUCUCUGUCAUCCCAAGAACCUGGGUGUAAAUCGCGAGGUCCCCAUUGACACUGCCGUGCACGGCACUGUGUGAUGCCUUCAUGGACUCAGCAGAGAUCACCGAGGCCAGGAGAGCCUGCAUAGGCUUGAGCCGGCCUGAUCCAGCCCCAGGCCUCCGCCCUGUAGCAAUACCAAGUGCUAUUACAUAAUCAAUGGACAAUUUAUAAUCUUAUUUUUUAUGAUUAUUUGUUUCUAUAUUGCUGUUAGAAGAAGUGAAAUAAAAAUAUUUCAAAAGA
Suricata suricatta (meerkat) is the source of this 3134-nucleotide messenger RNA. RefSeq names its product family with sequence similarity 167 member A (gene FAM167A). The coding region runs from base 547 to 1176 and encodes 209 amino acids. The record is from RefSeq and is a predicted model, not a curated record. Lineage: Eukaryota; Metazoa; Chordata; Mammalia; Carnivora; Herpestidae. The transcript has 4 exons.